AUGGAGGCAAGGGUCAAUGCCUCUGAUUUCGGCCUUUCUGCCGAACAUCAGCAAGAUCCGUUUGCGUUCCUGCUCAAGUCAACCGAACAUGAUGAGAGUAUUCGUGCCGCCAACACGGUCGAGGCUGAGUUGGAGGCGGACGUGGCUCCUGCAAAACAAUCGGGGAGUGUUGAGCAGCUGGAGGGAUCACCGGCUGAUUGUGUAGCCUCUGCAUAUGCGUCUGUCUCUGGGGGUACUGCCUUUGCUGCCUCUUUUACUGGUUGCUCGGCUUCGGCAGAGGUUCCAGAAUCCAUUUCCUCGACUUGUCCCGCAGUGUCGGCUGCCGCACUUCUCUCCUCGCCGGUUGCGCUUAGCCUGCUUGCAGCCCCUUGUCGUGAGACAGUCGCGGGUGCUCAUGUGGACCCUGACACUCCGCAGCGAGGCUCGCAUGUUCAUGCGGCUUCGUCUGGUCCUCCUCGGGCCGCCGGCACUCCGCGUCGCCAAGCGCAAGUCAGCCACGGCAUUGCAUGCGGCACGACGCACCCUCUUGAUGAUGCUGUCUCCCGGAUCGAGGCUCGUGUGUUGCAGCAGCAUCAGGGAGAGCGACACGCGGAGGCGGACGAUUCCCCAGCGCAAUCUGUCCCGUCCUGCGUUCAAUCGGAUACGCUCCCCAAGUGCGCGUCUGCCUCUUCACCACCCUGCGUGGAAGGCUCCAACGCUUCGGACCAGGAUACCGCUGCUGGCGCAGCCCCUGCAUCAUCAUCACCCGCAGCUUCGCGAGUGACGUGGUCGCCUGGUUUCCGUCUGCCGCUUGGUGCAGAGGGGCGUCAGGUGCUCCUGCGACGGCUGCGACGGGCUUACCAUGCGUCUCACCCGGAGACUCGUGACGCGUUUCUUGCGUCUCACGGCCUGGUCUUUUCUCGCAUGCCGUUCGCGACAGUCUCCGAACUGUUUCACCUGGCUCACCUGCUGGGCGUAUUCGACUUCGCCGUCCAGUGCAGCGAGGAAUUUGGAGGCGUCUCGAGUGCCGCAGCCGUCGCGGCCGCUGGCGGCGGGGGCCGAGCGGUCUCUCGGGCUGUGGCUAGCGCGUCGCUUUCAUCUGGGGCUGGUGGUGAGGCAGGCAAGUCGGGGGACGCGGCUGCGAUGGUACGGGUUGGAUCGGGAGUCGGGAAGCGACGCCGGCUGCCCGUCAAGCGUCACGCUGCGCCGGCGAUGCGCGACCACCACGUCGCUCCGCGGCGGCGCCCAGCAGCAGCAGAUGCGCAGGAGGUGUUCGAAGUCGUCUCGGGAGCGAACGUUGAACUUGGUGCUUCGGCGUUCCCCGCGGGCUGUUACGAGCAGUUCGAUGAGCACUCUGCGGAUGCUGGUCAGCUGCACCUUGCGGGCGAGCGUGCCCACCCUUCUGUGCUUUCGUCCUCAGUCAGCUCGGUGAUCCACCGAACUCCCACAUCGCGCAGAAAGAGAAGACGCCGAGCCGUCGUGUCUCACGCAGCCGGCCGCCUUGACUGGAGCCAGCAGGGCGCGGACGCCGAAGAGGGCACUCUGCGUGGCUGGGCCGCAGACGUCAGCCGAGCGUGCAUGCCGGAUGGAAGUCUUUCUGACAUUUGCUCCGGGGGAUGCAGCACCGCUGACAACACGCCUUGCUUCGGAGCGGAGCGGAGUGGAGAUGCGCUGGCGAAGGCUCGGACAGGGAAUCCCAAGGAACUGCUUCAGAUGCUGCAGGAACUGGGUCUGUUCAGUGGCGUUCUUGACGGCGGAUCUUCGGAGAUCGACCGCGACACUGAAAAGUGUAAGGCGACGGCCCAGGCGUUGCAGAUGCAGCUGGAAGCUCUCUCGGGCGGUCUCGCCGACAGCGUGGAGAAACCGCCAGGUUCCUCUUCGAGCACGACUCACUUGCGCGCUGGAGCAAAGCGAUCCGCCGCCGGCUUCGCGCGGAGUAGCGGCGUGGGAAGCCGAAAACGGUCCCGGGACAUGCUGGACGGAAUCGGCGUCAAGGAGCUCGGCGAGGGCGAUGCUCACGGAUUGGGGAGCAGCCAGUCUGUCUUCAGCAUGCACCAAGUCUCGCAUUCAGAUGUGGCGCGCCCCAAGUCCAGGGUAGUUCGCCGCGUCGACGCCCAGUUGGCGGGACACGCGCAACCCGCCACGCCUCCGCUGUCAGCGGCAUCGUCUCUCUCGUCCCUGACGGAAGAGGCUGCUCCGAUGACGUCGCUGGAAGCCCUUCUGGCGUCGUCGCUGGCUGCCACUGUUGGCUCCCGAGGCACCAUCGAGUCCGCAUCUUCUUCGCGACAGGCGUGUGGGCAGCCGCCGGCGGUACGGCAAGCGUCCGGUGUUUCAUCUGCAGGUCGGGACUUCUUCCAGUUCGUUGACGAUUUCAAGGCUCGCAUGGAUGAAGCCGAGGACGCUGCGACCAACCAGGAUGGUGACGCGCCGCUCGAAGAGCUCAGCCAAGAGCAGGAAGAUCUUCUGCGUUCGUUCUUCCACAUCCCGCAACCAUCACAGCACCUUCACCAGAAGAUGACUCACGAGGCCACUGACGGAGGACUGAAAGAGAAUCAGGAAGCACUCCUGAUCAAUCUCCUGAAGAGAGCAGAUGAGUCGUCAUCGCAGUGUUCGACCGCGUUCUCAGCCACUCGAGGCCGGGGACACGAGAUCGACACAGAUGCUGUGUUUGAAAGGUUAGGCAGUCUUGUCUCCGGUGCUACGGAGGCAGCAGCUGAGCCAGUUGAGAAGCCUGAAGGGUUGUUGCCUGCGUCCCUUGACGCCGUGCGGUCUUCGCCAAAAGCGCUGAGUGCGCCGGCGUCCCGCCAGUGCAGCGUCACUCCAGUUCAGGACUCAUAUGGGGCGGACGGCCCCAGCGACCUCCUUCAGCUUCUCCAAGAUCUGCCUGCAGGCUAUGCUAAUCUGCUGAGUGCUGGGCAACCUUCGCGCUCCGCCGUCUCCAUGCCUGCCGCUAAUAUCCCGGCUCCUGCGUCCACGAACGCGCAGUAUGCCCUGGGGCUCCAGUUCCUGCACUUGAUGGAGCUGUUCCAGCUGCAGAACAGCCUGAACGGGCUUUUGGGAGCUCUUCCGAAGGUGCAGGAGGACGCCAACCCGGCGAGUGGAUUGGAAGAACUGAAGCGGACAGCUCUGGAGGAGAGGGAUGAUGGCACGCAGAGCGGGGCCUACGAGUGCGGUGCAUCGCGUGCAACUCCACUGACCACUGGGGAACCCUCUGGCCUUCGGAACGGCAGCAGCUGGAGCGGCGGCUCCGGCAGCUCUCGAAGCCGAAGCGGCAGCUUCAGCGAGAGGACAACCGCGUCGUGCGGACCUGUGCGCAGCUCAUCUGCGGCCCCAGGCUACUUUUUCAGUGCUUCCGGAGACGGUCUGGAUGGCACCCGAAGCUCUUUCAGCACGUCGUGCAGCGAGGAGCUUUCGUCAGGCGCACCUGGCGCAGCCAGCGGCGAGGCAAGCAGCUGCCCGAGUGACGAGGAAUGUCUGCGUUCGAGAAUGUCGCGGCGAUAUCACGAGUACGCGGACGAUGCUUCAGCGAGCAAGAAGCGCGAGGAGCCGACGCCGUUGCAACAGCUGCUUCAGAAGCUUAUUGCCCAGUCGGCGGCGGGAGGAUCAGUCGGUGGAGGAGAAUUCAGGAUCGGAGCGUGCCCAGUCCAAAGAAAACAAGGAGGAGGCGGCAUGCAUUAA
Messenger RNA from Besnoitia besnoiti, 3657 nucleotides. RefSeq lists its product as uncharacterized. The record is from RefSeq and is a predicted model, not a curated record. The coding region runs from base 1 to 3657 and encodes 1218 amino acids. The transcript has a single exon. Lineage: Eukaryota; Apicomplexa; Conoidasida; Eucoccidiorida; Sarcocystidae.